Messenger RNA from Calliphora vicina (urban bluebottle blowfly), 777 nucleotides. RefSeq names its product Ubiquitin-fold modifier conjugating enzyme 1 (gene Ufc1). Gene Ontology annotation, molecular function: UFM1 conjugating enzyme activity. Bases 46 to 540 code for a protein of 164 amino acids. Gene Ontology annotation, cellular component: cytoplasm. The record is from RefSeq and is a predicted model, not a curated record. The transcript is spliced from 4 exons. Gene Ontology annotation, biological process: protein K69-linked ufmylation. NCBI's taxonomy places the organism in Eukaryota, Metazoa, Arthropoda, Insecta, Diptera, Calliphoridae.
AAAUAUAAUUGUUUAGUGCAUCCUGAUUGAAGAAAACUAGUGAAAAUGGUUGAUGAGUGUACGAAAAAGACCUUAAGCAGCUUGCCUUUGCUGCAAACCAGAGCCAGCCCAAGAGACAAGGACAUAUGGGUGCAACGUCUGAAGGAAGAAUAUCAGGCUUUAAUUAAGUAUGUGCAAAAUAACAAAGAAUCGGGCACUGAUUGGUUCCGCCUCGAAUCUAAUAAGGAAGGUACCAAAUGGUUUGGUAAAUGCUGGUACAUGCACAAUUUACUGAAAUAUGAAUUUGAUGUAGAAUUCGAUAUACCCGUCACUUAUCCGGCUACGGCACCUGAAAUCGCUCUUCCCGAAUUGGAUGGCAAAACUGCAAAAAUGUAUCGUGGAGGCAAGAUUUGUCUUACCGACCACUUCAAACCUUUGUGGGCCAGAAAUGUGCCUAAAUUUGGUAUAGCUCAUGCAAUGGCUUUGGGGUUGGCUCCCUGGUUGGCUGUGGAAAUUCCCGAUCUAAUAGAAAAGGGUAUCAUUACCUAUAAGGAAAAGUAGUCAAAUGAAAUAAGAAAAAAACUUUUUUUUAUACAAUUUUUGUAAACCUUUUAUAGGUUCUUUGCUUUUGCUUCUUUUAUUUCACAUUUAAAUGUUUUAUUGUUUUCAUUUAUUUUUGUUUUCCAUUUUCUUUUUUAAUUUUGUAAAUUUUAGAAGUAAGAAUUGAUGAAAAUUAAAGAAAAAUAAUAUUUUUUUACAGUUUAUGAUUGAAAUAUAUUAAUAUAUAUAUAAAACAAA